Tripterygium wilfordii is the source of this 849-nucleotide messenger RNA. Its product is annotated as mini zinc finger protein 1-like. The coding region runs from base 167 to 493 and encodes 108 amino acids. Lineage: Eukaryota; Viridiplantae; Streptophyta; Magnoliopsida; Celastrales; Celastraceae. Gene Ontology annotation, cellular component: nucleus. The transcript has a single exon. Gene Ontology annotation, biological process: regulation of DNA-templated transcription; regulation of developmental process. Gene Ontology annotation, molecular function: DNA-binding transcription factor activity; transcription cis-regulatory region binding. The record is from RefSeq and is a predicted model, not a curated record.
CCACUACAUACAAGGUUGUCUCUCUUUUAUUAAAGUUGGCUUCACCCUUCUAGCUCUCUCUCUCUCUCUCUUCUAUUGACUUUGAAAGGGUACUAGCUAGAAACUAUUUACAAAACUCCAGCAUCAUCAAAUCAAAAGCUGGAAUUAGGGUUUCCCUAAUUCCCAAAUGAUGAAGAAACGCCAAGUGGUAGUGAAGAAUAGAUCAGAUGGGACUGCUAAUAGAAGAUCAGUUGCUGCUUCUACUACAUCAUCUUCAGUGUUGACAAGUAUUAGGUAUGGUGAGUGUCAGAAGAAUCACGCGGCGAACAUGGGGGGAUACGCGGUGGACGGAUGCAGGGAAUUCAUGGCAAGUGGAGAAGAAGGCACGAAUGGUGCACUUACUUGUGCUGCUUGUGGCUGCCACAGGAACUUCCAUAGGAGGGAAGUGGAAACUGAGGUUGUUUGUGAGUAUUCUCCACCUAAUUCUUCUUCUCAUCGCCGAUGGAUCGAAUAAUUACAGAGAAAUCAAACUUAGAUUGCUGUACAUUUAUGUUGAUCCAAAUUAAAGGGGGGAUUAAUACCCAAAACAUGCAUAGAUUUGAAGCUCUUGUGGUCGUGUAGUGCUCAUGUUCAUAAUAUAUAAUGAAACAAACCUCUAAAGAAAGAUUAAUGGGGGAUUUAUGGUUUUUUUUUUUCGUUUUGGGAUUGUGUUUUUUUCCUGGAUUUGAGAUUGAAAGAAAAACAAAACAAAACAAAGGAUAUGUAAUUCCUUGGUUGGAAAUUCGAGUGUGUCAAGAUACAAGUGUACUCUUAAGUUCUGAAGUGUUCUGCGAAUAUAUGAUUGAAAAUUUGAAAUCUUUUCUCUUUUCU